Penicillium riverlandense is the source of this 1233-nucleotide messenger RNA. RefSeq lists its product as uncharacterized. The coding region runs from base 1 to 1233 and encodes 410 amino acids. The record is from RefSeq and is a predicted model, not a curated record. The transcript is spliced from 2 exons. Lineage: Eukaryota; Fungi; Ascomycota; Eurotiomycetes; Eurotiales; Aspergillaceae.
AUGGGAUCCUAUAAAUCAUGUCAAGAUCGCACCGUCAGCGCGGGCAGUUCGAGCUCCACCGAGAGCGAUGCCUCGUAUCCAUCGCGUAGCACGGCCUUGACGGCUGUCAGUGACCGGCAGCCCGCCAGCCCAAAAGACGAAUCGGACUGGGACGGCAUGGAAGGGCCUCGGGACUCCGUCUCAACCUACGCCUCCACCACUGCAUCUGCCGCCGUCGCGGCGACCGCGCCAGAAGAACAGCCACGGUAUGAAGUCUACGACCGGAGACUGCAGGAGACCUUCCCGACAGAUGUACUUGCAUCCAGUCCGGCUUCGUUUGCGGCAUUGUUUCCCUCGCCGCGCCGCCUACUGAUCCGCCACGACGACGCGACGAUCGACGGCAACAUGAAUCUCCGUGUAGAUACCGUGGCUCCCUGCCGCGGGGGUUACAACCAAGAUGUCAUCCUUUUCCACCUUCGCAUGUAUGAUCUCUUCACCCGCAAGUUCUCCUUCCGACGCUACUGCCGCGACUCCGGCCGGGAAGUGUGCCAUUCCACCCGCAAGGAGACCUCCACGCCAAACAACGACCGCAACCCCUGCUCUCGCCGCCGCUCCUGGAGCAGCAUGCUCGCCAGCAUCCGGCCCGGCUCGAGCGGACAGGACUCCUCUACCGCCAGCCUGAAGCACCGGGAUGCCUCCGGCUUCGGCGCUGUGCAGCAACACGACGAAUCCCUCGAUGAGCUCGAUAGCACGGAGAAAUCGUUUGGCGAUGCCAUACUCAUGGAGUUCUCCAACUACGCUCACGUCGAGCUCAAGCGCCGCGGGGCGGGCCCUGCGAAGCGCUACGAGUACGAGUACUGGUCCACCAAGUACCAGUGGCGACGCGAGUUCCGCAAAGAAGGAGAACUGCGCGAGGUAUCGUACCAUCUCGUCGACACGCGCACCUCUAAUACAAUCGCCCACAUGGUCCCUGAGAUCCUGACGCCCCUGGAAGCGGGCGAGGAGGAGAGCAAGGGCGGGUGGGUUCCGCCGACAUCACUGUGGAUCAGUGAUCCGAAUGUGUAUGAACGGAUGCCCGACAUUGCCGACGUGAUUGUGGCUACCGGUCUGAUCGUCCUGGUAGACGACUGCAUCCGUCGUCGCUGGCAUCACGGGCGCCGGCUCCCCGCACGAACCGCUUUCGCGCGGAGGAUGGAGCGCAUGGGCCCUCGCCGGUUGAUCGGCGAGGUCCUUCAGCGCCGGGGAUCAGCGUAG